This is a messenger RNA of Entrophospora sp. SA101, 204 nucleotides long. The record is from the annotation of a GenBank genome assembly. NCBI's taxonomy places the organism in Eukaryota, Fungi, Glomeromycota, Glomeromycetes, Entrophosporales, Entrophosporaceae.
AUGAACACCUUAUGUUGUGGAGCAACAUUCCAAAAAAUUGAGGCACUUAAACAAAAGGUUUCUAUGCCGUCCAAGAGGCAUGGAGCCAGUGUAAGACUUCCGCCAAAUGAUAGCUUAUAUGAUCUAAUUGAUGAACUGUUGGCGCCACAAGAGGAGAUACACUUACUAGAAGAGCUUUUAAUUUGGAAAUCAAUGUGUUGUUAG